Molecule: messenger RNA, 1055 nt
Organism: Suricata suricatta (meerkat)
Lineage: Eukaryota; Metazoa; Chordata; Mammalia; Carnivora; Herpestidae
Gene: C12H20orf204
Product: chromosome 12 C20orf204 homolog
Exons: 4
Coding region: 269-847 (192 amino acids)
Source: RefSeq, a predicted model, not a curated record
GAUAGGAGGUGGGGAGAGGGAGGGGGUAGGGCUGGGAUUGUGGGGCCUCCCUCCUACUCCCUCCCUCCCUCCCUCUGCUCAGAGGAGCCAACUUCAAAAGCCUUGCCUGCCUGCCGCCAGCCCUCCCUGCUUCUGCCUGUCCUGGGAAGCCCUGUUGGCAGGCUUGGAGCAGGACCUGGGGUGGCAGCCACACUCCCUACCUGAGGACCCAGGAUCAUGUGCAAGGUCCACUGGCAGGAGUGAGGGAGGGCCUCACCCUGAGAGGCCCAUGGUGCCUCUCAAGCCUGCACUCUGGGCGCUCCUGCUGGCUCUGCUGGGGCUUGCACCGGGCCAGGCAGGGCUCCGCACCUGCAGCGUCCCUGACGUGCUCCGCCACUACCGUGUGGUCAUCUUUGAGGACCUGCAGGCCGCUGUGAGACAGGUUGGGCCAGGGGCGGGUCGGUCUGGGCCAGGCUCCCAACACCUCCAUUUCAUCCAGAAAAACUUGACCGGAGUGGCAGCCCUUGGAUGGCGGGAUCCGGCGGGAGCUUCCUGCAGUGCCCAGAAGGAGCACGAUAUCCUGCUGUCCAUUGCGUCCCUGGGUCGGACCCUGCGCAGGGUAGUAGCCCGGGGCCGCCGCCGAGGGGCACUGGAGAAGGCCUCGUGGGCUGUGGCCCUGCGCACUGAAGCACUGAUGCGGCGCCACUGCUGGACGCUGCGCCAGCGGAGGCGGCGGCCCAAGAGGCACCCUCCCCGGCGUCGCCGCAGCCGUAGCCGGAGGCGGCUCCUCCUGCGCCUCCUGGACACCAUCGCCACCUGCUGGGAGAAGCUCUUCGCGCUGCGUGCAGCCGCCACGGAGGGCUCCUAGCGCGUCCUGCGCGGGCCAGAGAAGAGCCGGUGGGGGCCGCGGGGCCUGGGAACCAGCUUCUUUUGGUGACAACCGCCUUGUCUCCCUCUUGUUGGCUUACUGCUGAGUCCAGGCCACUCCCUGUGGUGGCCCGUGCUCCUUGGAGGGCCCUGGACCUGGACAUACUCCAGACGCCAAGCCAGGACUCAAUAAACUGCUGGUGCUGCGG